ACCUAUCCCUUAACUAGACAUGAUUCUACUAGUGUAGCUAUAGGCUUUGAGAAACUUUUUAACUCUCAAAAAUGUCUACUUACUUGGCAUAAAAAAUAUCUUAUGGUGGAUGGAGGUGUUGAAUUUUGG
Funneliformis geosporum is the source of this 129-nucleotide messenger RNA. NCBI's taxonomy places the organism in Eukaryota, Fungi, Glomeromycota, Glomeromycetes, Glomerales, Glomeraceae. The record is from the annotation of a GenBank genome assembly.